Molecule: messenger RNA, 1615 nt
Organism: Acyrthosiphon pisum (pea aphid)
Lineage: Eukaryota; Metazoa; Arthropoda; Insecta; Hemiptera; Aphididae
Product: follistatin-A
Exons: 7
Coding region: 409-1497 (362 amino acids)
Biological process (GO): anatomical structure development
Molecular function (GO): collagen binding; calcium ion binding; extracellular matrix binding
Source: RefSeq, a predicted model, not a curated record
UGCGGCGCAGACAUAAGUCACAGGUGCGUGUGUGUGCGAGCGCUAAAGGUAGACGCGACGUUUUUCGUGAACCGACUGCCCGGCGGAUCGCAACCACGGUUGGUGCGGUUCCAAGUGGAACGGUUGCCUCCGCCUACUUGGCUAGCCGUCGAUAGCAGUUCAAGGCCGAAAAGCGCAUUUCCCGUGUGCUCGCUCGAUCGUGUGUGUUUGUGUGCACGAACACAAUACUAGAAAUUAGUUAGAAUUUUUUUUUCUAUUUUUUUUUUCUAAUGAAAGACUGCUCAACGGCGACUGAUUAAUGAUGUACGAUAAAAAAAAAAAAAAUACGACGACCGUUUCAAAAAUGGUGAUUCAUGCACAUCAGCAGAAUUAUGGUGUCCUCAAUUUAUCACGGAGCACGUUCACUCUAUGACGAUCUGUGGUGUGGCCUCCAUGAAAAGCAUGUACCCGGUGGCUUGGAAACCCAAAUCCUUUUUGUUCUCUGCCGUCCUAUACGUGUGCAGUUUAGACCUGGUGCUGGGUGGCAUGUGCUGGGGAUCGAUGGGUAAAAAUGGCCUAUGCAAGGACUUGUUGGCUGAACGCCUGUCGAAAGAACAGUGCUGCAAGUUGGGUGGUAGUUCCGUUUCCACGUCCUGGAGCUCGACUGACUUGGACCCUGGGGCACUGUUUUUCUGGCGCGUCUUGGGCGACGGAGUACCGUGCGCAAAGUGCAAAGGAUCGUGCACGGACGUGGAAUGUGUUACUGGCAAGAAGUGCGUUAUGCGAUCCGGCUCGCCAAAGUGCGUCUGUUCACCCAACUGCAAGCAACGUGACGGAUUCACGGUCAAGGGUCCGGUGUGCGGUACGGACGGCGUUUCAUACAAAUCGCACUGCCGACUGAAAAAGAGAUCGUGUCGUACCAGAGACCAAUCGUUGGUGGUCGACUACCACGGCAUGUGUCAGAGUUCAUGCAAUAAAGUCACCUGCCCAGGAGGCAAAUACUGUCUACAGGACCAGAACCUGAUGCCACACUGCGUUAAGUGUGCAACUUUCUGUCCUCCGGGAAUGUCGCCGUCCAGGCUGGUGUGUGGAUCAGACGGCAGGACGUACCAGAGCGCGUGUCAUCUGCGCGAAGCCGCUUGCCGGAUGGGCAAGGCCAUACCGAUAGCGUACAAGGGUCUUUGCAAGAAAUCUGCCACGUGCGCUACUGUGAGCUGCAAGGGCGGUCAGAAAUGUCUGGUCGAGAAAAAGACCGGACGUCCGAGGUGCGUGACGUGCAACCUGUCGUGCCCGGAACCGGAAACUUCGGGAAAGCGUAAGGACACCGCGGACGGAAAAGUGUGUGGUAGCAACGACAAGACGUACCACUCUUGGUGUCAGAUGUUCAUGGACGCGUGUGCCACGGGUGUAGUGAUAGAGACCAAGGCGUCGGGACCGUGCCGAGACGGCGAAAUGGAUGUUUUCAACGGCAAUUGGAAUUACGUGAACGCGUCCAACGUACUCAUCGAUGGGAUUUGAACAAGACAAAUUGACUAUCAGAAACGUGAUAUGAUUCCUUUAGACAAAUUUAAUACACAUUAUAUAAUAUUAUUAUAUACAUACCUAUAAUAAUUAUACACACAUAUUAUUAUGCUAA